This is a messenger RNA of Erpetoichthys calabaricus (reedfish), 1333 nucleotides long. RefSeq names its product lithostathine-1-beta-like. The transcript has 3 exons. NCBI's taxonomy places the organism in Eukaryota, Metazoa, Chordata, Cladistia, Polypteriformes, Polypteridae. Bases 121 to 960 code for a protein of 279 amino acids. The record is from RefSeq and is a predicted model, not a curated record.
CUCAGAAAUACUGCAGUAAGAAUUAUACAGACCUGGUGACUAUUGAGAAUGAAACAGUAAAUCAGCAGGUAUUAGUACUGCCAGGACAAAGUUGUGGUUGGAUUGGUCUCCACCGUGAAAAUGACAAAUGGCUUUGGUCCAAUGGUGACCCUCUCACCUUCACAAACUGGAAGCGAGAGUUUUUCUGUGCUGUGCUCCAGUCAGAUGGCUAUUGGAAUGAUUCAGACUGCAGUCAAAAAAAAACCUUUCAUGUGCUACAAUGAAACUAAUUAUUUUAAUUGUACAUAUGUUUGGAUAAAUGAGAGUAUGAACUGGAGCAAAGCUCAGAACUACUGUCAAGUGAACUACAGAGACCUGGUCAGUAUAAGAAAUGAGACUGAAAAUAUGGAGAUAAUAAAGAAAGCACAAAGCACUCCUUUUUGGAUUGGUCUGUUCAACAAUCCCUGGAAGUGGUCUGAUGGUGGGAAAUCAACAUAUCAAAACUGGGAAAAUUCACAACCAAACAAUUUUGAACUUCAUAAAAAGUGUGUGGAGGUGAAAGAUAAUGGAAAGUGGAGUGUUGAUGAUUGCAAUUCAACAAAGCCUUUCAUUUGCUCCAAGAUUAUCAUGAAUGUAACCUUUAUAAAUACAAGUUCAACUUGGGAAGAUGCUGUGGAUUACUGCAGAGCAAGGAAUUCUGAUCUCAUCAGCAUCUCAUCACAGCUGGAGCAGGAUGCAAUAGCUGCAUUGCUGAACAACACCAGUUCAUCUAGCGUGUGGCUGGGGCUAAGGCAGAGCCGUCUCUUUGGAUUCUGGUUGUGGAUUGAUGAAAAACCUUUGAGUUAUGAGAAGUGGGUCCAUAGACCUCCUUCACAGCUCCCUGCCUCCAGCCCUUGUGCUGUUAUGUCUCAAGAGAAGAAUUUCAGUUGGACUAAUGUUUCUUGUUCCGAAAAAUACAGAUUCAUCUGUAGGUAUCAAUAAAAUUAACCCUAACCCUAAUUUUAGUGUUUAUAAUUAUCUUCUUAUAUACUUCUAUAUACAGUGUUUGAAGUGAGACAGCACCUCUUCCUAUUUCAACAUAGCAUGACAGCACCAUUUCAUAGCAUACCAAUGAGUACUGGAAGCUCUUUGUAAAUUUUCAACGAACCGUUCUUCAAUCGAAUGUUGAUAUAUCCAUGUGUUUAGAGCUUACCUAGGGCACACAUCCCCAACCUGGCCACUUUGAUUGACUGUCAUUGUAUCAUGACAAUCUAAGUUUUCACCAUACCUACGCCUUUUCCACCCCCACCCAAAUCUUUGAUCGAAUCUUGGUAAAUUACCCUGAAAAGAGUACCACCACUUCAAGUACUGUUCA